AUGGAUUUUUUAACAGUCGAAGAAAAAAUAGAAAUGAUUUUGAUUUAUGGAGAAGCAGGCAGGAAUCUUGAUGAUGCUGUUAAUAUCUACGCUCAGAGUUUUCCGGAUAAAAUUCGAUCACGUACUUUAUUUCACCGAACAGUCAAGCAGUUUACUACAAACGGGAGUGUUCAACCGAAAAAAAGAGUUCGUCGAACAACAGUCACAGGUGGAAAUAAUGAAAUUAAUGUAGCCGCCCCCACCGCCGCCGACACAAUCGAACGCAAUUUGGCUCAAUUACCGCGGACCGAACCUCGCACGCCAUUGGCCGCGACGCGACCAACGACGAAGCGAGGGGCGGGGCGCCGAAACGCACGCCCCCUUGCCACGGCAACGCGGCCCAAGCCGACCGAGAUCCAGUUGGGUCGUCGAAAUCGCGCUGUCAACUUGAAAUGUGCGCUGACAAUUAUUGUUGAGUUCGUACGGAAAGUAAACAUGGACGUCGCGAGUGCCGAAGAGACGGUUAUGAAGUGCAAAAAACCGACGCCUUUCAGCAUAGAGGCGCUGAUGAGCGAUUGCGGGCCGAAAAAAGACAAUAGGGAAACGUUUCCGUGGCACCAUCACCAUCACGCUUAUCUCAGGAGGCCGGUUUCGCCCAAUUUGGCGGCCAAUGUCGUCGGCAGCGAGUCCGAUGGCAGUGUGGACAUGGACCUCGCUCAGGAUUUAUCCAAUAGAAGCCAAAAAGAUGCAGGUUCGGACUUGGAGGACGACUUGGAGGAGAGCCAAAACUCCGACGGCACCGGCUCCGCGAAGUCUCGGCGCCGGCGCACGGCCUUCACGAGCGAGCAGCUGCUGGAGCUGGAGCGGGAGUUCCACGCGAAGAAAUACCUCUCCCUGACGGAACGCAGCCAGAUAGCGUCUGCGCUGCGCCUCAGCGAGGUGCAAGUGAAAAUCUGGUUCCAGAACCGCCGCGCCAAGUGGAAGCGCGUCAAGGCGGGGCUGGGCUCGGGCGGGCCCCACCAGGGGGGCCCCAAGGGCCAGCAGCAGCACAAGAGCAAGCUGGUGGUGCCCAUUCCGGUGCACGUCAACAGGUUUGCGGUGCGGAGCCAGCACCAGCAGUUGGAGAGGGCGUUGGGGGACCUCGCCGGGAGGGUCUUGGCAAGCCAUGCGGCGCUAAGGGCCGGUCUGGACCUGCACGGCUUUCACGCGGCCCCUCCCCAUUAGCUCUUUUUCAUUAAGUUAUUUUAUUAUUAACAAAGUUUGCGUUUGUUGAGAGUUGGACUGUAUAUAUAUAUAUACUUAUUUUUAACAUUUCAU
Messenger RNA from Brassicogethes aeneus, 1296 nucleotides. Lineage: Eukaryota; Metazoa; Arthropoda; Insecta; Coleoptera; Nitidulidae. The record is from the annotation of a GenBank genome assembly.